Lotus japonicus is the source of this 1361-nucleotide messenger RNA. RefSeq names its product 2-alkenal reductase (NADP(+)-dependent)-like. NCBI's taxonomy places the organism in Eukaryota, Viridiplantae, Streptophyta, Magnoliopsida, Fabales, Fabaceae. The transcript is spliced from 5 exons. The record is from RefSeq and is a predicted model, not a curated record. Gene Ontology annotation, molecular function: 2-alkenal reductase [NAD(P)H] activity. Bases 105 to 1130 code for a protein of 341 amino acids.
UAUUGAAACAAGAGAGCGUUGAGACACGCCAUUUACUACGUUGUUGUUCCUUCUAUAAAUAACACAGAGAGAGAGAGAGAGAGAGAGUGAGUGGCUAAGACAAGAUGGCACAAGUGAGGAACAAGCAAGUGGUUCUGAGCAACUAUGUCUCUGGUUUUCCUAAGGAAUCCGACAUGGAAAUUGUUGACAGCACCAUCACUUUGAAACUUCCUGAAGGUUCCAAUGGGGUGCUUCUAAAAAAUCUCUACCUGUCAUGUGAUCCAUACAUGCGAACCCUCAUGAACGAGGAUAGUACUUUAGGGCUUGGUCGCCUCACCCUUGGCUCUCCAAUGAUGGGAUAUGGUGUGGCUCGAGUUGUGGAAUCUGGAAAUCCUGAUUAUAAGAAAGGUGAUUUAGUAUGGGGUAUUACUAAAUGGGAAGAGUAUAGCUUGGUCUCCGCACCUCAGUUUUUCAAGAUCCAGCACACUGAUGUCCCACUUUCUUACUAUACUGGAAUUCUAGGUAUGCCAGGAAUGACUGCCUAUACUGGUUUCUUUGAAGUAGGCUCUGCCAAGAAAGGAGAGAAUGUUUUUGUUUCAGCUGCAUCUGGUGCAGUUGGUCAACUAGUCGGGCAAUUUGCUAAAUUAAAUGGUUGUUAUGUUGUCGGAAGUGCUGGAAGUAAAGAGAAGGUGGAGCUGUUGAAGGAAAAAUUUGGAUAUGAUGAAGGUUUUAACUACAAAGAAGAGCCAGACCUCGAUGCAGCUUUGAAAAGGUACUUUCCAGAAGGCAUUGACAUUUACUUUGAGAAUGUUGGGGGCAAGACACUUGAUGCUGUACUCCCGAAUAUGAAACUCCACGGCCGCAUACCUGUCUGCGGAAUGAUCUCCCAGUAUAAUCUCACUCAACAUGAAGGAGUAGCAAAUUUGGCAAAUCUCAUAUUCAAGAGGGUUCGCAUGGAAGGUUUUGUUGUAUCUGAUUUCUAUCACCUUUAUCCUAAAUUCUUGGAGUUUGUUCUGCCCCAUAUCAGAGAAGGGAAGGUUGUUUAUGUGGAAGACAUAGCUGAGGGCCUGGAGAAUGGCCCUGCUGCCUUGGUUGGCCUCUUUAGCGGUCGCAAUGUUGGUAAACAAGUGCUUGUUGUUGCUCGUGAUUGAUUGCAAAAGCUUUUCUGAAACACCCUUGUCUUUUGUAAGUUUUUGUGUUGAAUGUUGAGCUCUCUUUGUACGGUCGUUGCAGUCAUCUUCCUUCAUGGUGUUGAUUGUACUCUCUUCUUUUAGGAUGAAAGUUGAGUAUAACACAUGAUAUUCAUGACCGUCUGGAAUAACGUAUUUGAAUUUAUCUCAUAUUAUAAGCCUGUUUAUGCAGAUGUUUAUCAUUUUUUGCAA